Molecule: messenger RNA, 3663 nt
Organism: Onychostoma macrolepis
Lineage: Eukaryota; Metazoa; Chordata; Actinopteri; Cypriniformes; Cyprinidae
Gene: bmper
Product: BMP binding endothelial regulator
Exons: 14
Coding region: 689-2695 (668 amino acids)
Molecular function (GO): protein binding
Source: RefSeq, a predicted model, not a curated record
UCCUAUCCCGUGCCUAUAUAAUAGGCUGACAUUCUUGUUUGGUGAGAAGGUUACACGAGUGUGCCCAUGCUGAAUGCUGAUAUGUUGAGGUACAGAUAGGGGCGGAUCUCACUAGACCUCAGCAUACAGCAGAUCUGCGGGUUUAUAAACCCACACAUGCGUUUAAAUAGAGAGGGGCAGAUAUCCGCGUGGACUGGAGGACGGACCAAUACCGCGGGAAUGUUUAACUGCAGCUCUGGAGCUGGAGGAGUAUCGGCGUCGCCAGAAAUGACCAGCAGUGCGCAUCCGUGCGUCUGUCAGAGAGGAACCGCCGGAGACCAAACGAGCGCGCUCUGACCAAAGACUGGAUAUCUCGGUUUGGAUCAUGGCAAUGUCAUCUCUCCACGCGCUUGUCUCCAGAAGACCUCUGGAUCUUAUCUCUGUUUUAAACUCUUUGUGGAGUUUGUGACCUGCAAACCUGGAUCUUCGGAAAGUUGCCUCGCUGUUGACGUGUUUUUUGGACCGUUUUUAUCACAAUGUUGAGCUGAUUGGGCAUCGCGCGCGUUCGCCGAAGGUUGCGGGAUCGACUCCCUCAUGACACCAAUGUCCCCCUCUCUCUGGAUCUUAACGAAAACCAUUUCUACAGGCUUGGGAUACUCUAUUUAUUCAUUUUUUCUCUUUCCCCCCUUGCGUCUGGAGUGAAUUUAGGAUGCUGUGUCUGUCUCCUCCAGUAACCUACAACCUGUUAUUCUGGUUUUUAAUUCUCCAAACGCCACAUUUAUCUGCACCUUUAAUUACCGGUACGGAGGCUAGCUGUGAGAACGAGGGAGAAGUGUUACACAUCCCCAACAUCACAGACAAUCCCUGCAUCUCCUGCGUCUGUCUGAAUCAGAAAGCAGACUGUAAGCAGGAGAAGUGUUCGCCGCUGGCAGAGGACUGUGCGCUGGUGGUCAAACAGACAGGAGCCUGCUGUGAAAGAUGCAAAGGUUGUCAGCUAAAAGGGACGUCCUACAACAGUUCCCAUCACUGGAUCAGCCCUGUGAAACCCUGUGUCACAUACAGCUGUCAGGAAGGUGUCAUCACUGAAGCAGAAAUGAGGUGUGUCAUUCACUGUAAGAAUCCCAAAAACCACCCAAAGAAAUGCUGCCCAACUUGCCCAGGGUGUAUUUUCGAGGGAAAUUUAUAUAAAGAAGACGAAGAGUUUCAUCCUGAAGGGAAUCCCUGUAUUAAAUGCAUCUGCACUGGAGGGCAAAGCAUGUGUCAUAAAGUGGUGUGUCCUGUUCUGUCCUGCCCAUCACAUCUCACCCACACUCCACCUGGCCAAUGCUGUCCUAGAUGCCGUGGUCAGAGGAGGGUGUUUGACUUGUCACCUGGCAGCUGUCUGUUCCACAGUGAGGUUUAUGAGAACGGUACAUCCAUUAGCCAUGACAACUGCACCACCUGCACAUGUGUGGACUCUACGGUGCUGUGCAGGAAGAAAUGCUCACCGCCUGGCAGCUGUCAUGGCAGUGCAUGCUGUGAAGAGUGCCAGUCUCACCUGAAGAUGGAAGAUGUGAAGUACUGCAGGGUGAAGAGCAAAAUCUAUAGGGAUGGUGACAGAUGGUCGUCUACUAACUGUUCUCUGUGCACCUGUGUUAAGGGCAAUAUUGAAUGUCAGCCCAAGAUUUGUGUUCCUAUUUCCAGCUGUCCCUCGAACAAGAUACUGAAUCGAACUGGAUGCUGUCCUGUUUGCACUGAUAAGCCAGGUGUGUGUACCGUAUUUGGAGACCCUCACUAUAACACUUUUGACGGCCGCACCUUUAACUUCCAGGGCACGUGUAAAUACGUGCUCACUAAGGACUGCUCUCCAGCGGCCAGUUUCACAGUGCUUGUGAAGAACGAUGCGCGUCGCACACGCUCCUUCUCAUGGACCAAAUCAGUAGAGCUGCACACAUCAGGCCUGAGCAUCAGCCUUCACCAACACCUGACCGUCCGUCAAAACGGCACACGCAUCGCUCUUCCCUUCCAUAGCACAGGGGUCCACAUUGACCUGGAUGGAUACCUGCUCAAACUCACCACCAUCGCAGGACUGGAGAUCACUUGGGACGGGGACAGUCUGGUGGAGGUGGUCGCAGCACCACAUCUGAAGGGGCAGCUCUGUGGGCUGUGUGGAAACUACAACGGUCAAAGACGGGACGACUCUCUAGGUGGAGACGGCCAGAUUAAGUUUGACGUGGAUGAAUUUGCUGUAUCUUGGCGUGUGGAGGACAAUGAGGUGUGUCAGGCACCAAACCGCAGGCCCACGUCCUUCCUCUGUCCCGGCACAGUCAAAGUAAAGCUGCGUGCACACAGGACGUGCCAAAAACUCAAGUCCUGGGAGUUUCAGAAGUGCCAUUCUGCUGUAGACUUUACCUCAUUCUACAAGUCGUGUGUAACAGACAUGUGUGAGUGUCCAGUGCAUAAGAACUGUUACUGUGAGUCGUUUAUAGCAUACAGUCGAGCGUGUGAGAGAGAGGGCAUUCGUGUGCACUGGAGACCGGAGCUCACCUGCAUGAGCACACAUUGCAAACAUGGCGCAGUUUAUGACACAUGUGGACCUGGCUGCACUAAAACCUGCAAUAACUGGAACGAAAUCGGACCCUGUCAAAGGCCCUGUGUUGCUGGCUGCCACUGUCCGGCCAGCCUGGUCCUGUUUGAGGGCCACUGCAUUAAACCUACAUCCUGCCCCGGGCGAUGACCCACAGGACUCGUAUAAAAGCAGAGGGCUGCGAGAAAUCCAAACACACAGAGGGAAAGAGAACUGGGCAUGCAAUUUUGCAAACAGGACUGUACAAUACUCAGAUACUGAGAGAGACACACACCCUCAGCAGGAAGACUCACCACUAGUUCCCUUUAGCUUCUCUGUGGGGACCCAGGAUCUCACUGAUCGCUGUAUGUGGAUUUCUCAUAGGUGAUGAAAACCAAAUCCUAAGUGCCUUACUGAAUGAGCUCAGAGUUACCAAAUUCCUUAUGCUUCAAUCAUAAAAAGGACCUGAGCUGGACAUUAUGUGUGGGGUAUAUGGCAUACAAUAGUAUUAUCCAUUUAUUGGGUCAGCCAGUAUUUAAUUCACAACUGCUUGACCGAAAGGGAAACUAUUUAUGUAUUUGUUGUUUAUUUUGUAAGUCGGGACUCAAAUGUGACUGUUAUAGCAUUAAAGAGAAGUGUACUGUAUUCGUCCAGCCAAGUGUUCAUACACUGAUGCGUGUAUGUGUUAUUAUAAAUGUAUAUUUUACUUGACCCAUUAAGAUACUAUAUAUGACCAGUAUAAAGCUUAUAUACUUUUAAAGAAAAACAUGCUUAUUUCUGAAAAAGUUGUCAUCAGGAAAUGCAGUGACGUUUGUGCAUACAACUCAGGUUCAGCAAUGUCGUGUGGUGAUUCAGGACUGAGAUAUAUAAAUGACUUUGCAGCUAUGGCAGAGGAGCUCAUGAACAAAGCAAAAAAAGAAAAAUAAUCAUAUUAUGUGACAAUGUGGCAAGAAUUUGGCUAGUUACAUAAAACUCGACUUGUAGGGACUGUAAACUGAUAAAACUUUUACAUUACUAACCUGAGUGUUAAGUGUAUAGAGUGUUCAAGUCCUGUAGUUCAGUCGUGAUCAUACAAGUGUUAUUGUUUGAGCUUCAUUAAAUCUGACUAAACACACGGGCACAGCCCUAAAAGAAAACAA